Molecule: messenger RNA, 6727 nt
Organism: Pantherophis guttatus
Lineage: Eukaryota; Metazoa; Chordata; Lepidosauria; Squamata; Colubridae
Source: RefSeq, a predicted model, not a curated record
GAGUCGAAGUUCACAAGUCUUAAAGUUACCAAGUUGGAGACCCCUGGUUUAUAUCAAAAUAAACCUGCAUUAGACAAGCCAUCUUCCAGUUUAACGGGAUGCGUGAGCCCACCAUAGCCAAAAAUCAUGGCUACAGUUGGGAGGCGACAAACUUGACACCUCAUCAUCAACUGAGACUAAAGGGAAUUGCAGUCCAGCCUUCUCCAACCUGAAACCCCUUGAAUUAAAAUCUCAAAAUUGUUCAGGUCAUGUGACUUCUGGCAAGGCUGUCUGGGAACUGUAGUCCUAAAGUUGCAGAGAGUAGUAUGGACAUGCGUCUCCUAUCCACACUGCCCCUUUGUAUCCUUAGUUCAGCAUUUCUCAACCUUGGCGACUUUAAGGGGGGGGAGAGGCAGACUUCAACUCCCAGAAUUCCCCAGCCAGCAUGCUUGUGAACUUUAAGGAGCCUUGCUGGCUGGGGAAUUCUGGGACCUGAAGUUCAGACAGUGGUGAGGAAUAUUUUAUGCUGGCUGGGGAAUUCUGGGAGUCAAAGUCCAGACAUAGUGGUGAAGGAAUGCUGGCUGGGGAAUUCUGAGACCUGAAGUUCAGACAGUGGUGAGGAAUGUUUCAUGCUGGCUGGGGAAUUCUGGGAGUCAAAGUCCAGACAUAGUGGUGAGGAAUGCUGGCUGGGGAAUUCUGGGACCUGAAGUUCAGACAGUGGUGAGGAAUGUUUCAUGCUGGCUGGGGAAUUCUGGGACCUGAAGUCCAGACAUAGUGGUGAGGAAUGCUGGCUGGGGAAUUCUGAGACCUGAAGUUCAGACGUGGUGAGGAAUGUUUCAUGCUGGCUGGGGAAUUCUGGGAGUCAAAGCCCACAACUCUUAAAGUAGUCAAGCUUGGAGAGACCCUGGCAAACUCACAAGCAAAACCCGCUGGUGGUGUACAAGGUUUAUUGAGCAGGAAACUUGGAGCAGGAAUGGUUCAGUCCUCGUUGGCCACGUGUUGCUGUUUGUAAGAAUCCAGGCAGAACUUGGUGCCGGCUACCAAGGAGACGGCCAGCAUGGCCGUAGCGACCCAGGGAGGUUCGGUCAGGUGGUUAGCAGACGGGUUGAGCCUGGAUGGGAAGAGUUUAACAUCGAAGGGUGAAGAACGAGAAGCCGACUUGGUUCGCGGCAGCUCGGCCCUCUUAGCAGCGCAACCUCCCAACGGUGGAGGCCCUUCCUCUUACUCCUGCCAAGGUAUUGGCAAAUGAGUCUGAACAAAUGGAGGAGUUGGCAUAGACUUUGAUUUAGGUAGUCCUCCCCUUACAACCAUUCGUUUAGGGACCGUUCAAAGUUACGACAGGGCUUUCAAAACGACCUUGUCCCAGCACGUACGACCAUCACAGCGUCCCCAGGUCAUGUGAUCUAAUUUUGGGCACAUGGCCACCACCCUAUAUUUACAACGGUCGUAGUGUUUGUUUCGAGGUCGCAUGAUCACCAUUGGUGAACCUUGCCAUCCUCGGCUUCCGACCAAGUCCACAGGGCAAUCCAAAGCAGCUUAACCACCGCGGGAUUCGCUUGACAAAAGUGAUUCCCCUAACAAGCAUGGCAUAAAGGUCGUAAAAUUGGGCGUGACUCGCUCCGUUGUCUGGCAACGGAAAUUUGGGUCCCCAUCCUGGCCCUACGUCAUGGGUCUCCUGCACGAGCCCGCCCGUCUCAAGCCGAGGAAUGCCGUAUCUUUGCCAUGCACAUACAACGCAAUUUAUAUUAGAGCCGAGGUGGCGCAGUGGUUAGAAUGCAGUAUUGCAAUCUUAACUCUGCCCAUUGCCUGGAGUUCGAUCCUGACCGGCUCAAAGUUUGACUCGGCCAUCCAUCCCUCUAGGAUUGGUAAACUGAGGAACCAGAUUGCUGGGGCCAGUAGGCUGACAUUGUAAACUGCUGAGAGAAGUGUUGUAAAGCACUAUGGAGGCGGGUCCUCAACUUACAACCACAACUGAGGCCACCAUUUUUUGUUGCUAAGCGAGACAGUUGUUAAGUGAAUCCCUGCGGUUGUUUAAAUGAGUCGCCCGUUCGUUAAAGUGAACCUUGGCUUCCCCAUUGACUUUGCUUGCCAGAAGGUCGCCAAAGGAAAAUCACAUGACCACAGGUCAUAAGUAUGAAACAGAGGCCAAGCGUCCGAAUUUUGAUCCCGGGAUGCUGCAAAGGUCUUAACUGAAAAAUGGGUCGUACGUUAUUUUUUUUUUUUCCAGGGCCGUCGUAACUUUGAACGGUUGCUGGACGAAUUGUUGUAAGCCGAGGACCACCUGCAUAGAGUUAGGUGUUUUUCCACUUAGCGUCCGGCCACCCCAGUUCCUGCUCACCAAGCCAGAACGUUCUUGGGUAGCUUCGUCUGGUCCUGAUGUCUGCAGUAGCAUCUCCUGGGACACGAAUCGGUGACCUGGAAAACUGGCCAAUGGUGGGAACGAGACCGGUCGGCCUCCGGAUCUCGGUCGGCACUGGGCUGGGCGUAGGAGGCAUCUGGCUCGAGGCUGGCGGGCUUGUCCAGAGGAAGAGAGCGGUCCUGGGCAGAAUAACGAGCUACAGUUACAUGGUUCGGGUGCGGGCUGUGGUGAUGACCCGAGACGACUCAAGCGGCGGUUGGGUGCCCAUGGGUGGUGGUGGCCUGAGCCAUGUGACCAUCUGUAAAGUCCGGCACCCUGACGAAGGGCAACGCCGUCAGUACCUGAUCAACGGGGAGCGCCUCCGGGACCAGACGACCAUCUUGGAGUGUGCCUUGAAAAAGGACCUGGUCUACAACAAGGUGAACCCCAUUUUCCACCACUGGAAAGUCGGGGAUAACAAGUUUGGCCUCACUUUUCAGAGCCCUGCCGAUGCAGUGAUUUUUGAGAAGGGCGUGCAAGCCGCUCUGAAGGAGAUCACGGAAGGUUCUUGUUCACCUUGCUCCAGUGCCACCGGCUCCUCUUCGUCCUCCGAGGAUGAAGCAGCUGGUCGGGAUGAAGCCCUUACUGUGCGCACAGAUAGCGAGUCUUCCUCAAAUAGCCAGAAGGAGAUGCUCCCCAAACCCAUCACCAUUGUGACCAGUGAGUCCUCCUCCACCUGCUUCAUUCGCACCCCCAUUUCUGAAGAGUUCCCCUUCAGUUCAACACAAGGGGCGAGCUCAGCUGGACCGGUGCAAGCCGAACCCUUGCAGCAGCUGACUCUCCCAGAUGAGGAGGAGCUGGAGAGCAUCACCCCUUGUCCCUGGGUCACCAAAGGCUAUGAGGACUACCGGCGGGCCGUGGUUCAGAAGCACCAGCCAGACCCUGAGAAAAUCGACCUGUGUGUACACUUUGAGAAGGGCGGACAAGGCAGCCGAUCUCCCCGGGAGAAGGAGUACAGCUUUCCCCCUGGGGCCGAAGGGCGGCUGAAGGACCCCAAGGCCUCGCCCUCCUGCCGGAUCCAUGGGGCCUCCUCCCCUACAAAACACAAGCCAAUGAAGGAGCAACAACAGUCGCCACAGGCGCCCCCUGGAGCCAUCAUGGGCGUGGAAGAGGACACGGUGCCCUCGCGGUGCGUCUACUGCCGGGAUGUCUUUAACAACGAAGAAAACGGGCGGGGACAGUGCCAGGAUGCGCCGGACCCCAUCGGCCACUGCGUCUACCAGUUCACUUGUAUGUGGUGCGCCGAGAGCAUGCUCUACCACUGCAUGUCAGACUCAGAAGGGGAGUACUCGGACCCUUGUUCCUGCGACACCGGCCACCCGCACUUCUGCAUCCGCUGGCUGGCUCUGGCCACCCUCUCCUUGGUGGUCCCGUGCAUGUGCUGCUACCUACCCCUCCACGCCUGCUACUCCUGCGGUGAGCGCUGCGGUUGCUGCGGCGGCAAGCACAAAGCCGUCCGGUGAAACUGAGCAAUUCCCGGACACGCCGUUUGGGGAUUUUUUUGCCACCAAGGCCACGACGGGCGUAAGCCAGGCAGCUUUCUCCGAGAUGGAGGCUUGCUGGGGUUCCAGUCCUUCAACCCAGCCGGCUCUCCCCUUCCCACACUCCCUUUCACCCCUUUGAGGAAAAGGACCCCAGGUGAGGAUGGCUGGCAGCACUCCUGGGAGACCUCAUGGGACGAUUUUCUGUCCCAAAAUUGGGACUUACUUUAUUGCAAGAAAGGGAAAGCAAAAUGGUCAGAUAUUGUCAUGGGUACGCACCAGACACGUAUUUUCCCCCCUCCCUGUGAUGUUCUCUCUAGGGGUGAUUUUUUGGGGAGGGUUUAUUUUAAGGAAAGGGAGGAUGAACUUGGGAAAACAAAACGAGAGGACUACACCGUAACUUUGACCAAAGUUUACUAUGAACUCCGAAAGCAUCCCGCGUUUUACCAAUGUCGGUAACAUCCAUAAGCUCCGCCCGUCCUUGCUGUAUAUGUUUGGAUGAGUCCAAGGCAGGCUUGGGCAACCUCCACCGAGAUGGACCUCACCAACCAGCCAUGUAUUUUGGCAAACCGAUCAGGCAGGUAAAGCAUUCCUUGCCCCCCCCUUCCCUGUGACACCCCCAAUGUCUUCUUAAGAUUGAGACGUAAUAGCGUUGCCUGUAGGACGUGGGCUCACCAGGGAUGAAGAGAAAAUGGUUCUCUUUUCUGGAUUUCAUUCUAUUCUCCUUUACCUUUCCUGACCCAUCGCAGUCCGGAUUUUUAAGUCCUCGGAACACGUAGUCCUUGAUUUAUGACCCUAAUUGAGCACAACAUUUCUGUUGCUAAGCGAGACAUUUGUUAAGUCAGUCUUGCCCUAUUUUAUGACCUCUCUUGCCACAUGUGUUAAGUGAAUCACUUACACUUGUUAACAACGAGGUUGUUAAGUGAAUCUGGCUUCUCCAUCGCUUGUCCGAAGGUCACAAAACGGAAUCACAUGACCCCUGGAGGCUGCAACUGUCAUAAAUAUGUGUCAAUUGCCAAGCAUCUCAAUGUUGAUCAUGUGACCACUGCAACGGUUGUGUGAAAAACAGUCAUUAGUCGCUUAUUUCAGGGCCGUUGUAACUUUGAAUGGUCACUAAACAAACUGUUAUAAGUUGAGGACUACCUGUAUUUUUUUUUAUUUUUUUUUUUGCAUGAUGUUUAAGGAUGUGCUGAACAUGUCUCUGUCUUCAAAGGCUGCUUUCCAUGAGUGAGCAAAAAGUCCUUGCUGGUAGAGUGAGGGCAGGGAUGAAAUGCUACUGGUUCGCACCGGUUCAAGCGAACCGGUAGUAAAAAAAAAAAAAGCUACCGGUUUGUCCGAAUCAGUAUUUCCGACGAUCAGCUGUGCCCCACAAUUUAUAUUCGCUAGAAAGCAGGAAAUCCUGCUUUCUAGCAAAUCUAAAUCACAAGGCACAGCUGUUCCCCCACCCCCAUCACUGUUCCACUUACCUUCAAACGGCUCCUUUUCCCGUGCGAAGCGUGUGUUCGGUGCACACUGUGCGUGCACGGGCAGCGAACCGGUGGCAACCUGCGGAGGAUUUCACCACUGGGUCAAGGUCAGGAAGACCAGAGUGGUGAAUUUGUCAUUAGGUCAGCUGUCCUGAACCCUCCCGGCCUGGUGGGGCAUCAGCUUCCCUUCUCCUCUUUCAGAAUUCCAGCUGGAAUUCAGGAAUUGUAGUCCGAGACACAAUUUGGACACCCAAGUUGAUUAAAAAAAAAAAUCAUAAUAUUAAACCCCUUCUGUCUUUUCCGGCCAAGCCUGCCUGUUUGCUUGGCAUUCUAGCUUUCUGCUCAGGCUGUGUUUGCUUUGGAGGGUUGCCGGUUGGUUGUGCGUGUUGCUAAUUGGCAUCGAUUCGGCUGCCCUGAAGGCAGGCAGAAGUUCUCACGAUUAUGUUUGUGCAUUUAGUGGUUACCCGGGACUCAGAUUUUUGCUAAUACACCAUCGGACUGCUCUUUCUGAGUCCCCCCCCUCCCCCCGGUUGCCUGUGAUGGUAGUUCUCGACUUACAACCAUAUCUGAGAGAGGAAUUUCCAUCGUAAAUCGGUACAGUUGUAAUGGGAGUCAUUGUGUGACCGGACCUAAUUUUAUGACCAUUUUAUACCGCAGUGGUUAGGUGACUUCACUUGUUGGAAGGUCACAAAUUGGGAUCACAUGAACGCACGACGCUGCAACCAUCGUAGGUGCGAAAUGGUUGCCCAAAUACCUAAAAUUGUGAUCACAUGACCUCAAGAGUGAUGCAACGGUUGUAAUUUCAGGGACAGGUCAUAAGUCACUUUUUUUCCUGAGGUCAACAUAGCUUUGAACCGUUGUUAAAACAAACGGUUGUAAAGCGAGAACUACCUGUACUGAUCCCAGACUUACCGAAGUCUCUUGGGCGUUUCCAGGCUAAAAUCAAACGCGGGCAUUAAAAAUGUAUCAAAACAAGAACAGACCGGUCUUUCUCUUGGUUGUUUUUCCCUUAAAAUACCCCUCGUCCAUUUAAUCCCAAGAGGAAAAAAAAAAAACUACAUUACAGGUAGUAAGUCUACAGCUACAACUGGCGUCACAAUUUCUCUGGCUUACCAAGCUGGUUGUUAAAUGAGUUGCGUCUGAUUUUAUGACCUUUUUGUCAUUGUCGCUAAGCGAAUCCCUACAGUUGUUACGCAAAUGAUGCAGUCGUUAAGCAAGUUCCGCCAUCCCCCCGCCCCGCCCAAAAUGACUUUCCUCGUAAAGUCGCAAACAGCGAUCGUCAGAAAUAUACGUUGGUUGCCAAGCGCUCAAAUGUUGAUCAUGUGACCCGUAAGGACGCCAAAUAGUUGUUAAGCGCGAGGAUUGGUUGCAAGUCAUUUUUUUUUUUUUUAAUUUGAUUUAUA